UUGGGGGACCUGCUGCUGCUGUGAAAAAGUCCUUCUUUCGCUCGUUUAGUUUGGACCUGAUUAUGAAUCAGUUUUUCCACUUUUUUCUCCACAACCUGACAAAGUGAAGAAGAUAUGUCCGCUCAAGGACUGUUAAGCACUGUUUUCUCAUGCUCGCUAAGCCCCAAAAGUAUUGCCAAGCGGAGACUGAGGCAGACCAGGAGCUUGGACUCGGCGUUGAUGCGACAUUGCGGUACCGAAGCUGAGGAGACGUCGACUAAGGGUGACUUCACUUGGAACAGCUUGUCAGGAGGCACUGUUGGCCUCAAGCCCGUCCCCCUGCAAAGCCUCUCAGAAUUGGAGAGGGUUCGUCUCCAGGAUGUGGCCUUCAAGCGAUUGCUUCGGUGUCAUGACCUGGGCUGCCACAUCACCAUCCCUAAAUAUGGCCACAAGCACAAGAAGACACUCAGGAGGAAGUUGGAUUCAUUAUCUAAAGAGAAGAGUAAAGACAAAGACACCACGCCACAGGCGUUUGGCAUACCACUGUCGCAUGUCAUAUCCAACGACCGCAUGCGCAAGCUGCGGCACGAUCACCCACGGGAAGAGCACAGUGACCCCACUGAAUUGAUGCUAUCCUUCCUUCAUCUUACAUCUAGCUACAAAAGGGCUAACAAAGAGCUCUCCAGCAGCAACUCGUCACUGAGCUCCACUUCUGAGACCCUUAAUGAAUCACCACUGCCCAGCACACCAGACAUAGCCCCACGGACACGCAGACGGGGCGGAGUGUCUGUGGAUUGCAUCACUGACCUUGAUGACAACCAGUCUCGGCUCUUGGAGGCACUCCAGCUGUCUCUGCCAGAAGAGGCAGCUGGCAACACGAAGAAGCACCAUGAUGAAAAGCUCAGCCUUAACCCUAUUUACAGACAGGUGCCCAAGAUAGUGGACCAGUGCUGCCAGCACCUGGAAAAAUACGCCCUACAGACAAUUGGAAUUUUUCGUGUUGGGAGUUCCAAGAAGAGAGUACGACAACUUCGUGAGGAAUUCGACCAGGGAUGGGAGGUUUACAUGGAUGAAGAGCACAGCGUCCAUGAUGUAGCUGCAUUGCUUAAAGAAUUCUUGAGAGACAUGCCUGAGUCACUGCUGACAAAAGAACUUUAUACAGCCUUCAUCAAUACAAUGUUGCUGAAUUUUUCAGAGCAAGACAGUGCCAUCCAGCUCCUGGUGUUUAUGCUUCCUCCCUGUAACAGCGACACGCUACAACGCCUCCUCGGCUUGUUGUCCACUGUGUCUGCACAUGCUGAAGACAGCCUGGACAGUGAGGGACAUAAGGUUACAGGCAACAAGAUGACAUCGCUUAAUUUAGCUACCGUCUUUGGACCCAACCUCUUACACAAGCAAAAAAACUCAGACAAAGAAUUUGCAGUAGAGAGUUUUGCCCGUGCAGAGGAGAGUGCAGCCAUCAUCGGCGUUGUCCAAAAGAUGAUCGAUACAUAUGAUACGCUGUUUAUGGUGCCCCCUGACCUGCAGAAUGAGUUGUUGAUGAGUUUGCAGGAAACAGAUCCUGAUGUGGUGGAUUAUUUACUGCGGAGAAAGGCCUCACAAUGCUCAGAGCCCAGCCUUAGGUCAGAAGAGUCGUUCUCUCUGACUGACAGACGCUUGUCCAGUGACUCACACAAGCCAUCUAGUGGAGAGGUUUCUCCCUAUGACAAUAACUCCCCCGUCCUGUCCGAUCGACCGCGGUUUAAAUACACAGAGGACGGCAGUCUGCUCUCAGACAGAGUUCCCAGACAGGACAAACUCAGAGACCAAUCAAAAGACAACUCUGGCAGUACCUCCCCUACACUUUCUACUGACAAAGAGGCCUCAGCUGACAGUUUCUGGGACACCUGGCAUGAGCUGUUCGGAAAGGAUUUCACUGGCAUCGCCGGAUACCUUGGAGACGUGUCGGAAUGUGACUCAUACGGCUCAUCCGAGGGGCUGAGCAGUCACCAAGGUAACAACAAGCUGUCUGUCAGUGCAACACAAAUGUCAUUGGGCGUUUCGGAAUGCAGGCCACACCCUCCGGUGACUCGCUGCAGCAGUGGUCCUGAUGACCAGAGAGAGCAGAGACACCCAGAAUCGUUAUUAUUACAUCAGGCAAUGAGCAGCCAAUCAGGAGCUGUUAGCUCAGACAACUUAGCACAAAGGACAGGAUGCACUGAAUGUCCAUUACUCCAGGUCAGGACUGACAGUUUAUCUUCCCUUAACUGCUCUCGACCUCUAAGAGAGACUCAUAUUUCUCACUCCACACCCUCCCUCUUAAAAUCUCAGCAUGACCCCCAAAUCCCACAACAGUCCCAGCAGAGCGCUGACUUCAAGAUUGUAGAUACAUCAGAUGCCACUGGGCCUGGAGAGGAAAAAGGCCCUGAUUCUUCAAAUUGGCAGAAAGAGAGGUGGCAUAUAUGGAAGAUGAUGUCAAAAGAAAAUCCAGAAGCUCUACCAGAAACAUUGGUGUGACCCACUCUUAACUGAUAAGCAGACUGUGGAUCAAUGUUUUUUUAAAAACAUGUGCACGUCUCCUGUCACAUCAUCAGGUUAUCAUUGUGUGCAGUUAACAUUAUCAGUUGAUUUUAGUGUUUUAUACUGAAUAUAAAAUGCUAAAUGAUAUAUACUUGUUAUUGUUAUUUUGCACUAACUAUAUAGUUUAAGCAUGAUUUUGUAUGUUUUUGUAUUUUUUUUUAAACAGAACCAUCAAAAACUUGUAUGUAGACUUGAAUGUAAUAAUUGGACUUGAAUAUUGUUUUAUAUUAUGAAAUGUAAAUAUAAAAAAUUGUUUUUUUAAUAUUUCUUUAAAUUUAUAGCAACCUAAUCUUGACACAUCUGUAAAUGCUGCAAUAAUAUGUGUGUGUCUUGAGUCCAUGGCUCAUUGUUUUUUUGUAUUUUUUCUUUCAAGAAAAUGCUUAUAUUUUAACAGAAGUUCGUCAGCUUACCAACAUCCUGCGUUUGUGUUUGCUACAAAAGAAAUUAUUGUUAAAAAGCAUUUUUUGCAGAUAUGAAUAUAUUUAAUAUAAGUUUACAGUCAUUUGUAAUUUAAUGAAAAACAACUUUCU
Messenger RNA from Pelmatolapia mariae (spotted tilapia), 3068 nucleotides. Its product is annotated as rho GTPase-activating protein 6-like. Gene Ontology annotation, biological process: signal transduction. The coding region runs from base 115 to 2475 and encodes 786 amino acids. Lineage: Eukaryota; Metazoa; Chordata; Actinopteri; Cichliformes; Cichlidae. The record is from RefSeq and is a predicted model, not a curated record. The transcript is spliced from 13 exons.